AUUUAGUGAGCAGCUAAUUGAGCUCCCAAUUGGUUGCCAAGCGAUACGGUCUUUUGUAUACAAAAUCCCUACGACAAACAGAUGACCUGCCGAAAGCUCAUGCUGCAUUUCUUUCUCAAACACUGAAGCAGCUUACCAGUACAGCUCAUUCUUGGUCAAGUCAAACAUGGCGACAACCAACCUCCCAGCGAUUGGCCAUCCAUUGUCGCGUUUGAAUAGUCCGGAGAAAAUCGCAGUUAGAGACUUUUCUCGUGGAGAAGGUGCUAGCUCUCAAGUGCGCUGCGAACUUGAAAAAGUUUGUCGACUACGUCCCAUAACUGCUGAUGAAAUCCCAUGGCGUCUCACAAAAUCUUCUCGGGGCUCGCGAGCUAAUGAGAACGGCACCAACUUACCCGAACUACGAACUGCUUCCGAAAAAACAGCCAUGGUUAAAAACGCAAACGACCACUCUAAACCGGCCAUUCCAAUAUUUGGUAACCGCGCGGCGCUUGCAAGUCGAUCGGAAAGUCAGCAUUCCCAUAUUAGUACCGCUGCAUUGAAGGAAAAUUUGACAAUUGAUGAGAUCGAAUCUCAAAUCAGAGAAAAACUGACCUCGAGUUACCAUCAAAUAAAACAGACGUUCAGGCAAUAUGAUACCGAGGGUAGAGGAAUCGUGACGAGGGACAAUCUCGCGCGAAUCGUGAGCCGACUCAUCGGUAGAAAUCUCACUUUGAGUCAAUUCAAUCGUUUGAUGGUCAGGCUGGACUUAGACAUGAGAAAGUCGAUGUCAAUAGAUGAAUUCUAUGCAGCUUUCACCGCACAAGCGAAGAAAAAGAAAGCAAGUGAACUGCCCGAAUGGUUGGAACUGCAGUCGAGAACAGUUCAUAACAUGACAGCCUCUCAAGUACACGUACAAUUAAAGGAAAAAGCCAGGCAAAGAUUUCUGGACCUGGCGGAUCUCAUUCCACAAGUCAAUCCAGGUGGAAACGGAAGACUUUUGAAACUGGAGUUUCGAAACGCACUCAAUAAACAUGGUUUCCCAAUGGACGACGUCGAAUUCGAGAAACUGUGGCAAAAAUAUGACACCGAAAACAUCGGUGUUGUUAAAGGUGAACAGUUAUUGCUUAAGCUUGGUAUAAGUCUGAAAACGAACGUUGAAGAUGGAGAAAGGGCUUCCCGUGAAAGAUCGCCUAGAAAACUUGAAACGGAGCGUCAGCACUCGCUGGAUAUCGAGCGGUGGCUGAAAAGGAAGUUCCGAGAAGGUUGCUCGGAUAUGAAGCACGCUUUUCGGGAAUUGGAUUUGGAUAGAACUGGACGAGUCGGUUUAAAUGACUUUAUCAAGGUUCUCAAAGAAUUCGAGUUGAAUUUGAGCUCGGAAAAACAAGCCGAGGACUUCCUUGUAAGAUGUGGCGUGCAGUUCGAAGACUCGAAAGUGCCCUACAAAGAGUUUUUGCGGCGUUUUCAAGAUCGGAGCGAAACUGGUGUGGCACAUAAAAUACUGAUGAAUCCUCUCCACAGAUACCAUAAAACAGAUGUGGAAAGCAAAGAUUCGACUACGUCAGUUGUGGAAGCAAAGCUAAUUGAUUUGUUUCAAAGAGAAUUCUUAAGCCUUCUAGGAACACUACACAAAAUAGAUCGUAAAGGCGAAGGACUGGUCACUCAGGAGCAGUUUCGAGCUGCCAUAGAAAGUCGCUUUAGUUUGGGAAUGUCCGAUGACGACUGGAAAAAAUUUCUAAAUGCUGUUCCAUUAGAUGAAGAUGGCAUGGUUCAUUACGUACAGUUUAUGUCCAACUUCGAUGCGAAAGAGCAACUGUCGCUUUUCGACGAGAAUUCUGCAUCUCACGAUGGAAAGGAUAGCCACACAAGGGAAUCGUCGUCGAAAUCCCAUGCUCUUCAAGCAGCCACGACGCCCGAAACUCCAGUUACGAAUAAUAGAGGGAAAACGUUGGAGGAAAUGAAGAUAACGAUACGAAAAAUAUUGAACGAAGAUCUCCGUAAAGUUCAAGAGGUUUUCUACGAAAUUGACGAAUUUAAUACGAAACGCUUCACGCAGGAUAUGUUUGCGAAAUUGUUGAGACGAUUCGGAGUGGAGUUCGAGAAGAAAGAUAUACGGCAAUUAUGGGGCACGCUGCUGACCGAUCAGAAACGAAUGUUGGAAUUUUCACAGUUCAUACGUCAUUUCGGUGGCAGUUUAUCUGAUCAAGCUUAUCCCAAUGCUAAAAAUUCGCCUCCCAGAAAAGGCGACAGCGAUUUUAUGAUGCGAUCGAACAAAUUGAACAGCGACGUUGACAUGUUAUACGGUCAACUGCGAUCAAAUUUUGGCUUAAAUUGGGAGAAAUUGCAAGCUGAUCUGAAGUCAUUGGAUCCGGGAGGGACUGGUUACGUCAGCAAGGACGACUUGAAGGAAAUCAUUCAAAGGUUUUGCGUGCAAAUCAACGAUCACGAAGCAGAGAUGAUAGUUAGGAAGUUUGAGGUCGCCGAGGAAAGAGUCAACUACAACUCUCUUCUGGACCAGUUUUCGCGACGACGUCAUCGCCGUGACGACAACAUGCAGGGAAUAAUGACACAGCGAGACUAUCAGCUUCAAGAUACAAGAAAGGAAAAAAAACUGACUGUGAGACUUAAAGAAAAGUUGUCUGACGAGUGGAUGGCUUUAAGGCGGGCGUUCAAGAAGUUGGACAAACUCAAUGAAGGCUACCUGAAUAUUUCCGAGUUUCGGUCAGUCUUACUGCUGUGUAACGUUGUGGUAAGCGAAGACGAGGUUCUUGAUCUGCUUACCAUGCUGGACGAUAAAAUGCAGGGCAAGAUAAAUUAUCAAGAGUUUCUGAAGAUGAUUUCCCCGAUGAGACCGGGAACAAAUGUAACACAUGGUUGAAAGCCGUUAUCAAAUAAUAUGAGUACAUUAACAUAAGUUCAAACUUACUUUACUCGGUGAAUGAAAUCAGUUUUUCUUUUGA
Molecule: messenger RNA, 2936 nt
Organism: Xenia sp. Carnegie-2017
Lineage: Eukaryota; Metazoa; Cnidaria; Anthozoa; Malacalcyonacea; Xeniidae
Product: EF-hand calcium-binding domain-containing protein 6-like
Exons: 19
Coding region: 167-2854 (895 amino acids)
Cellular component (GO): nucleoplasm
Molecular function (GO): calcium ion binding
Source: RefSeq, a predicted model, not a curated record